AUGGAUGGCCAGAGAAGCCUGAUGUCCCUGGAGAUAGAAAUUCAAACGGACCUAGCGGCAAUGGACAUGGAAACGGGGGAGGAAGAAGAAGCUGAAGAGCACGAGAUCGCUGGAUCAGUGAAGACAUUCCUGCAUACCUUUGAGGCGCUGAUGCUUCGGGAGCAGCAGACCAAGCGCCGGGUCAACAAGAUCAAGUCCAAGACGUGCCCCCAACCAGGAUCUUCCAGGCUUACCCUAUGGCGUGAAAAGCAUGGCAUCUCCCUGAACUUCGCCUGCACCGACCAGCUGAACCUCCCCGAAAGGUGUACCGCCCCUGAUGCUGCGCAGCACGAAGUGAGCUUCAGGCUCGCGAGUGGCGCUUUCGUGCAAGCAGAGGAAGAAGCGGACGGGACACUGAAGGUGCAGGCUCAACAGCCUGUUACGGAGAUCGCCUACAAGCAGCUCACGGAGGAUGAGCCCUGUCCUAUCCGGGGGGUCUGGCUACACCCGGAGGCCCUCACCUGGACGAUGGUUUCCGACGCGGGCAGAAGGCGCCUCUUCCUCGCGAAAGCUGCCCCGGUGCAAAACUUUGAGAUUCCAGCGAAGUGGCAGGAGCCUGGCAUGGAAAGGCUCUUCUGGGCCGAGAUGAGCUUCUACCAGGCUUUUGAGCUGGAGAUGGCCAUGAUGUCCGCCCUCUUGCGGAAGCUCCUGAAGGCCAGGGCCCAUCCACCAAAGGACAAGGUCUACUUCCCCCAGGGCCGGGAGGCCUUUGCUGAGUGGCCCGGCCGUGACCGACACCAGCUGUGGGCUUCCCUGUGGCUGGCCAUGCGGUUCCGGCCUGGGCGCGACUACAGCGACUGUGAGGUGGAGUGGAUGGUGGCUCGGCAUCUCUGUCAUCCAAGUACUUCGCUCAUGGCCGCUGUCGCUGCGGAGCUGAGACGGCGGGGUUUCCUCCAGGACGUUCCGGGCGGCACGCGCCUAUCCGUUGAGGGCGUCCGCUGGGUGCUCGACGGGGAUAAGCUGUUCAGGUCCAGGAAACCCGAAGCAGCCAGUGGCAAGGCAUGGUGGCAGCUGCCCUUGAACUCGCAGCACGUCCUUCUGGCGGAUGGCUUGAUCGCCGGGGAGCAGACCAGGGCUUAUCAGCCAGAGCCUUCAGGCGGCGUUCCCAUGUUCGAUGCCUUCCGCUGUGUGCUCUUGGGAGUCGGCAAAGAGGUGCUGUUGCAGUUUCGAGGCGCUGGCGGUCCGGUCCCCACCUGCCUAGGGCUUGGGACGGUCUCGGAAGCUGGCGACUGCUUUGCGUGCGUGGAGCAUGCAGUCUCUGCAGGCGAUGUUUGUGUGGAGUGCACAGUGACGUCGGAGGACCGCCUUCCUCCCUUCCGCCUUGAUGGCCGACUGGGUGGAUCUUGGCUUGUAUUGUGGUGCCAACCCAUGCCAACCCCUGAGGAGAUCUUGAGUUCGGGUCGCUCCUCGGCCCGCUGCUUCCUCCCUGGGGCCGUGGCCAUCGUGGACGGUACCGGCGAGGAGGGCGCUGCAGCCUUCUGCCAGGACUUCACGGCUGCGCGGGGCCGGCUGGAGGUGCAGCUCGCAUCCUUCCUGACCGGCGCCAGGCCUCAACUGAAGCAGUGGCCGAGCAAAGGCAAGAUUCAAAAGGCAGCCGCGCGUUGGCUCGCUCUUCAUUUCUGGCCGGGCAAGAGCUAUGCGGAGAUCGAGGUGGACUGGAUCAUUGCCACCCGGCACCACAUCAGCGCUAAAGCUCCAGACUGUGGACGGAUACGGAAAGACCUUGAGAGGACCGGCUUCGUGCGCAGGGAGGCUGGCGGCGGGAAGUUCUGUUUGCUGCCGGAGAAGGUGGACCAACUGCUGCUGGAAGCAGAGAGCUAG
Molecule: messenger RNA, 1860 nt
Organism: Symbiodinium sp. CCMP2456
Lineage: Eukaryota; Dinophyceae; Suessiales; Symbiodiniaceae
Source: the annotation of a GenBank genome assembly